CAAGAGCUGCUUUGUGUUUGUUGCUGCCGCAAGCAAAAUUCUACUUAAAUUAAGUAAAAUUAAAAUAAAUUCAAGAAAUACACGUUGUUUAAAUACCCACAAGUCGCAUCAUGGACCGUUUGCUACGUUUAGGCGGCGCUAUGCCACAGGCCGCACCACCAACAGAUGCGCCCGUCGUGGACACCGCUGAGCAGGUGUACAUCUCGUCUCUGGCGCUGUUAAAGAUGCUGAAGCACGGUCGUGCUGGUGUGCCCAUGGAGGUGAUGGGUCUGAUGCUGGGCGAGUUUGUGGAUGACUACACCGUCCAGGUUAUUGAUGUGUUUGCCAUGCCACAGACAGGCACGGGCGUCAGUGUGGAGGCUGUCGAUCCCGUUUUUCAGGCCAAAAUGUUGGACAUGCUUAAGCAGACGGGGCGACCCGAAAUGGUUGUCGGCUGGUAUCAUUCACAUCCUGGCUUUGGCUGCUGGCUGUCAGGCGUGGAUAUCAACACGCAGCAAUCCUUUGAAGCACUAUCAGAACGUGCCGUGGCCGUUGUCGUUGAUCCCAUACAGUCUGUCAAGGGCAAAGUGGUCAUCGAUGCCUUCCGCCUGAUUAAUCCGAAUAUGCUGGUGCUCGGUCAGGAGCCGCGCCAGACUACCUCGAAUUUGGGACACUUGCAGAAGCCAUCCGUGCAGGCACUGAUCCAUGGCCUGAAUCGUCACUAUUAUUCGAUCAGCAUUAACUACCGCAAGAACGAGCUCGAGCAGAAAAUGCUUCUGAAUUUGCACAAAAAGUCCUGGAAGGAUGGACUAACACUCGCCGACUACAACGAGCACUGCUCCAUUAAUGAGGAUACAGUGGCUGAAAUGCUCGAUUUGGCCAAGAACUAUAACAAGUCACUCGAGGAUGAGGAGAAAAUGACACCCGAGCAGCUGGCGAUCAAGAAUGUGGGCAAACAGGACCCGAAACGGCAUUUGGAAGAGAAAGUUGAUAAGGUCAUGCAAAAUAAUAUUGUACAGUGCUUAGGAGCUAUGCUGGACACAAUUGUCUUUAAAUAAAAUUGCAUUUGCUAUUACAAAGGAAAACAAAAACCAACCCCCAAAAACAUACAUAC
Molecule: messenger RNA, 1093 nt
Organism: Drosophila novamexicana
Lineage: Eukaryota; Metazoa; Arthropoda; Insecta; Diptera; Drosophilidae
Gene: Rpn11
Product: 26S proteasome non-ATPase regulatory subunit 14
Exons: 3
Coding region: 111-1037 (308 amino acids)
Biological process (GO): proteasome-mediated ubiquitin-dependent protein catabolic process; protein deubiquitination
Cellular component (GO): proteasome regulatory particle, lid subcomplex
Molecular function (GO): proteasome binding; metallopeptidase activity; protein binding
Source: RefSeq, a predicted model, not a curated record